GGAGCGCACGCGGAGGCCGGGCGCGCGAGGCUAGGGGCGGAGACGGGGCGGAGGGGCGCGUGCCGCCUCCCACCAAGCUGUGCGCGCGACUGGAGCGCCAAAGCUCAAGCUGCAGCGCUCAAGAGCCGCGGCCGCCGCCUGCGCCUGCGCUUCACUCGACUACUCGCACCACUUCGGCGGCUUUCAAAGCGCGCGUUCUCCAUGGAAAAAACGCUCACAUUGAACAAACUGUGGAUGACCUGUUUGUUGAUGGACGUUCUUGUUUCUGUUGGUUAUUUUCGUUAUCAAAUAGCUGAAGCACGCAUUCACGGGGCGGCCGUGGAGUGCGCCGACGACCGCUUCGAGAUGUUCAACAACUCCUGCUACCUCUUCGUGGGCUACCCGGAAGUGACGUGGCAAACGGCGCGGCAGACGUGCCGCGAUAAAAAGGCGGAGCUGGCGAGCAUCCACAGCAUCGAAGAGCAGAACUUCGUGACGGCCACCAUCCGCAAGAGCACGGAGUACUCCACCAGCGCCAUCUACUGGCUGGGCGGGAUGCAGUUAGCGCAGUUGCCUCCGCCCCCGCCCCGCCCCGCCGCCCGCCGCCGCCGUCGACUCGACCCCACGGCCCGCUGGAAGUGGUCCGACGGCUCUCCCAUGAGCUUCUCAGCCGAGAGAAACCGCAGUAAAGGGACGCGCGUGGCUGUUGCAGCGUGGCUGCCGGGCGAGUUGGAGGCGCUGGGGGCGUCGGGGGCGGAGGGCGUGGGCGUGGGCGGGGCCGCGCCCGAGCGCUGCCUGGGCGUGCAGUGGACGGCAGCGCCGCUGCCCCUGCUGCCCAGCGGCCUCUACUGGCGCCCGCAGCGCUGCUCCGCCGUCGGCGGCUACGUCUGCAAGCGCAUCAACCAGCUUGCAGGGAGCAGCCUGUCGCUGAACCGCACGGUGAACGGCAGCGAGGGCUUCCUCACGUCGCAGAACUACCCGGCCAACUACAACCACAACCUGGACUACUGGGUGCAGCUGGUGGGGCCCGAGCGCACGCGCCUCGUGGUGCAGUUCUCGCGCAUCGACCUGGAGCCGCAGCAGGACUGCCUGUACGACUUCGUGGAGCUGCGCAGCGGCGGCCCGCCCACUGACGCCAGCGCCCGCGCCGACGACGCCCGCGACGCCCGCGACGCGCAUGCCGUGCGCUGGUGCGGCAGCCACGACACCGACAUGGAGCGGUUCCACUUCGUGUCCUGGAGCAACGAGGCGACGCUGCGCUUCCACUCGGACUACUCGCAGGCGGGCGCGGGCUUCGCGGCGGCAUGGAAGGCCGUGGACGUGUCGGGCUGCCCGCAGCUGACGCUGACGGCCCGCGAAGGCGAGCUCACCUCGCCCAACUUCCCCGACUUCCUCAUGGCGCGCCUCGACUGCAACACCACCAUCCUCGCCCCGCCCGGUCGCAAGGUGUGGCUGGAGUUCACCGACUUCGACCUGGGGGAGCGCGGAGCGGGCGUCGGCGCGGGUGCGGGCGCGGGUGACGGGGGCGAGGGCGGGUUGGGUGGGGGCGGGCCGGGCGAGGCGGCGCACGCGCCGUGGAGGUGGACCUGGGCGACGGGUCAGCCUGCUUCCGGCCCUUCCAAGGCGGCGCGACCACCUGACGGACGGCAACGCUUUCGC
Molecule: messenger RNA, 1638 nt
Organism: Gryllus bimaculatus (two-spotted cricket)
Lineage: Eukaryota; Metazoa; Arthropoda; Insecta; Orthoptera; Gryllidae
Source: the annotation of a GenBank genome assembly